CCGUUUCCAUGGCGACGAGGCUCCAGGCCAGGGUAGCCGGGCCAGCGAGUAGGGGGUUGUAGUGGAGGCGGCAGCUGGCGGUAGACAUGAGCUUGGCGAGCGUGGCGACCGGGCAGCGGUCCCCCAGCUCCACCACCCCAGGCUCCCGGGGCACGUCGCGUCCGCGCCAGCGCUACUCCACGACCCUCCAGUACUCCGGGCCGCAGAGUACGCAGCUCGGACCCAGCGAUGCGCAGAAGCGGGUACUGGACCUGGAGAAGAGUCUGCAGUUCCUGCAGCAACAGCACUCGGAGACGCUGGCCAAGCUCCACGAGGAGAUCGAGCACCUCAAACGGGAAAACAAGGAUCUCCAAUACAAGCUAAUAAUGAAUCAGAAGCCACAGAAGAAAGGCAGCAUCUCCAAUUCCAGCUUUCAGUCCAUCAAGUCCAUCUCGAAUUCAUCAGUGGCAGCCAACUCUCAAGGCAAGGCCAGGUCCCAGCCAAGCUUCUCCAAGAAGCAAGAUUUGAAAGCCACUGUUUCCCAGAAGACGGACCAAGAUGAGGAGCCCCUGGUUGCUGCCCUGCUUCACAAACUGGACAAAGUCCCCGGGUCACAGGGGACAGAAAAAGAUGACCAAGUGGAGAUCUCCAAUCCAGCGGCGACCUCGGUGGCAGGCAGCCAGCACAAGGGCAAGCAGGCAAUGGGGGCAUCACCCUUGAUGAACUUGCCCCCAGCCCUGCGCAAGCCCGCCACACUUCAACAGUGUGAGGUAGUCAUCCGCCAGCUAUGGAAUGCCAACCUUUUGCAGGCCCAAGAGCUGCAGCACCUAAAGUCCCUUCUGGAAGGGAACCAGCGGCUCAAGGCUGCCCCUGAGGAGGCUGGGCUGAGUUCUCCCAAGGACCAGGAGGCCCUUCACCCAGGGACCACGCAGUUCCCCAAGGUCCCCACCAAGGGCAUCUCUAAGAAAUGCCUGAUUCUGAGCCCAACACCCAUGGUGGAGCGUGCCAUCCUGCCCGCGCUGAAGCAGUCUCUAAAGAGUAACUUUGCAGAGCGACAGAAAAGGCUACAGGUUGUGCAGAGCCGGCGACUGCACCGCUCCAUGCUCUGAGGGCCACUGGCCUCAUCCUCGCAGCUGGAGACACUAACCCUCACUAGAUAGUAAUUAAAAAGAAUUCUAAAACACUUAAGCCAAGUUUCAGAUAAACAAAACUCACGGCAUACAUAAAGUACUUGGUCUCAGAAUUUAGGAGUUAUUUUUUUACUCAAUAUUUUGCUAUUCUGCAUUUACACAAAAAUACAUUAUGAACUAAGUAUUAUCCUACCCGCUGGAGACUGGAAAUAAAGCUCGUUACUCCCAUUUGCAAGUCUCACCACUC
Molecule: messenger RNA, 1356 nt
Organism: Talpa occidentalis (Iberian mole)
Lineage: Eukaryota; Metazoa; Chordata; Mammalia; Eulipotyphla; Talpidae
Product: coiled-coil domain-containing protein 74B-like
Exons: 8
Coding region: 87-1088 (333 amino acids)
Source: RefSeq, a predicted model, not a curated record